Molecule: messenger RNA, 1436 nt
Organism: Hibiscus syriacus
Lineage: Eukaryota; Viridiplantae; Streptophyta; Magnoliopsida; Malvales; Malvaceae
Product: palmitoyl-acyl carrier protein thioesterase, chloroplastic-like
Exons: 7
Coding region: 84-1340 (418 amino acids)
Biological process (GO): fatty acid biosynthetic process
Molecular function (GO): acyl carrier activity; fatty acyl-[ACP] hydrolase activity
Source: RefSeq, a predicted model, not a curated record
ACCAGCUGCUUGUCUAAAAAGCUUGCAUUUUUGCAAAAGAAGGGAUUUCAGCAGAUAGAAGUUUCUUUUUAAUUUAUAAAAUCAUGGUUUCCACUGCUGCUACAUCGUCAUUUUUUCCAGUCACUUCUUCUCCGGACCCUUCUGAAUCGAAAAACAAGAAGCAUGGAACGGGUUCUACUAGCCUCGAAAGCAUCAAGUUGAAACCAUUGGCUUCUUCUGGAAGCUUGCAGGUCAAGGCAAAUGCUCAAGCCCAUCCAAAUAUAAAUAUAAAUGGUUCCACAGUUGUGACGAGUCCUGUGGAAAGUUUCAAGGAUGGUGUGAGUUCUCCUCCCAGAACGUUCAUCAACCAGUUGCCUGAUUGGAGCAUGCUUCUUUCUGCUAUAACAACCAUUUUCUUGGCUGCCGAGAAGCAGUGGAUGAUGCUUGAUUGGAAGCCAAGGCGGCCUGACAUGGUCAUUGAUCCAUUUGGCAUAGGGAAGAUUGUUCAGGAUGGUCUUAUUUACAACCAGAACUUCUCGAUUAGAUCAUAUGAGAUAGGUGCUGAUAGAACAGCAUCCAUAGAGACAUUAAUGAAUCAUUUGCAGGAAACGGCUAUAAAUCAUUGUAGAAGUGCUGGACUGCUUGGAGAAGGUUUUGGUGCAACCCCUGAGAUGUGCAAGAAGAACCUAAUAUGGGUUGUUACGCGGAUGCAAGUUGUGAUUGAUCGCUAUCCUACUUGGGGUGAUGUUGUUCAAGUAGACACUUGGGCCAGUGCAUCUGGGAAGAAUGGGAUGCGAAGAGAUUGGCUUGUCAGCAAUAGCGAAACUGGUGAAAUUUUAACAGAAGCCACGAGUGUGUGGGUGAUGAUGAAUAAACUGACUAGAAGGUUAUCUAAAAUUCCAGAAGAGGUUCGUAGAGAAAUAGAACCUUUGUUUAUGAAUUCUGAUCCCGUUCUGGCUGAGGACAGCCAGAAACUAGUAAAACUAGAUGACAGAUCGGCUGAAUAUGUGUGCAAAGGUUUAACUCCUAAAUGGAGUGACUUGGAUGUCAACCAGCAUGUGAAUAAUGUGAAGUACAUUGGCUGGAUCCUUGAGAGUGCACCAUUGCCAAUCUUGGAGAGUCGCGAGCUUUGCGCCAUCACUCUCCAGUAUAGGAGGGAGUGUGGGAGGGACAGCGUGCUGCACUCGCUAACUGCUGUCCCUGAUUCCGAUGUGGAGAACACCAGAAAUUCUGGUGAAAUUAACUGCCAGCACUUGCUCCGAGAGGACGGGGCUGAGAUUGUGAGAGGGAGGACCCGAUGGAGGCCUAAGUAUGCCAAAAGUCUCGGUAAUGUGGAUCAAAUUUCUGCAGAAAGAGCAUAGAAAUCCAAGACUCUGAAUCAUGGCCGGAGAGUGAAGAGUGAAUAGGCAGCAGUAAUCUAUGUAUGUUUUUGGGAUUUAUACAUAUAUUAUGGGCUC